CCUGUGACUUGAGUCCUCUGAAUGCCAUUUCCUAGCAACCCAAAUGAGUUAAACUUACAUGUUGGUUUCUCUUCUGACACAGAAGAGAAUGUGUCCCUCUGUUCCCCUCAGCCGGGCAGAAAAGAUCUGCUAAAAUACACUCCUCUGGAAAUGCUGCAAAAAGCUCCAACCCCAAAUGGUAAGUGAACCUACUGCAACUGGAUCCCAGCCACCCACAGGCCCACAUCGAAGAUCAGGACUGAAUGUUCAGUGCCAGCUGUAGCGUCAGCCCACAUCCAUUGGCACCAGUAGAUCUCUCCAUGUAGUGCCACAGCCCCAACACCAUGAACCCUGACUCCCCCGGGGAUGAGAGCGACAUCGCAAGGAGGCUGCAGUGUCCCUUACAAGAUCGCAACUCCACACGGGGGAAAUCUGUCCAAAGACCUGUGCGACCUGCCAAGAAAGUUGACAUUUGGGAAAUAAAGCCUCCUGACUUCAGUUACAAACUGUACACGUCCCUGCGGUUGCCACAAAUACCAACACGGCCUACCAAGGAAGAAAAAGGGAGGAAUCAAAGCAAGUUUCCAGAAGCCCAGCUUCAGUUGCCCAGCAUAAGAAGUCAUCCCAAGAAGGCCGCAUCUCCCAAGUUUGUAACCAGAUUUCCACAUCCAGAUUUACAGAAAGCAAAGUUACUGUACGUGAGGAAUGGCAAGUUCCCCGCAGGUGUCUACAUCAAUCCCAAACCACACGAAUUCCGGCAGUACCAAAGUAAAUCACCAAACUUUGUGACAACUUUCAGACGGGAUCCUUUGGAACUAAACCUAAAGUCACAGCUCUUAAGUACAGUACCAUCAGUAGGCCAGUUACAGAAAGCUGAUCAACAGAAGGACAGAAGACAACAGUUUAUCACCCACAAGUCUCCUGAAUGCAGCUGGGAUGCACGGCUAAUUUUAUCCAAACCACCAUGGCCCAUUAAAUCAGCUUCAUUCACGAGACAUAGGAGGUGCUGUGAUGCCUAUAGUGCAUUCCUGGAUCGUGUGGAAGAAAAGUGGGCAAGGACACACAAAAGCAGAGAACUAGAAGGAUCAAAGGCAAAAGCCUGAGAUGGUUGAUGGAACAAAACAACGCAGAAUGUCCUGCAAUUUCCCCUGAAGGUUUCUUAAUGAGAACAUUGCUGAAUCUGGGUGCCAUCUUGGAUUCCAGAGAAAUGCACUCUCCCUAGAGGCAUAAGAAAGCUCUUAAACCACA
Messenger RNA from Ochotona princeps (American pika), 1227 nucleotides. RefSeq lists its product as uncharacterized. The transcript is spliced from 8 exons. The record is from RefSeq and is a predicted model, not a curated record. NCBI's taxonomy places the organism in Eukaryota, Metazoa, Chordata, Mammalia, Lagomorpha, Ochotonidae. Bases 324 to 1082 code for a protein of 252 amino acids.